CACUGGUGGGAAUUGACCCUGUUUGGUCUGUGUGACAACAAGGCUUUUAGUGUGGAGUAAGGCCCGGUGUCAAUCCUCUUAUAUUACACUCCUGACUGAAAUGGAUUAGUGAGUAACACCUACAUUUUGGCCGCAGGUCGCUUUAGAUGGAUGUACGUGAAUGGGCCUCUGGCUGCCGCGGACCACGAAGAUAAAAAUACAAGAAGAAGAAGAGGAGGAGGAGAAAAAAAGAAAAAUACCGGUUUUAAAUAGAUGAAAACAAAUUCCCCGGUGAACUCCCCUGGGAUUAUUUUUUUGUUUUUGUUUUGUUUUUUUACUUUUCUUAUAAAAACCAAUUAACACACACGUCGACAUGACUUCCACGGCUGGAUCUUCGUGGUUUCUUCAGGAGUGUGGAGCCACUCGGGAGCCUUCAGAGGCGCUGACUGCGGGGCGUAAGUAGCUCUCCAGGGUGCUGAAGUUGUCUCCAGACGUGACAGACAGACGCAGAGACCGAGCGCUGCCUUUGUCACGUCGUACACAGAGUUUCUGUAUCUUAGCCUGGGCAUCGGCGGUGGACCCGUGGAAUGGGUGCUCAACAUGAGGGAGUCGUUAUUAAUUAAGGAUCCAGUCGGUGACGUGACGAGCGCCAGACUCAGCGGGUCUGGAAACUGUCCCGAGACCUCAAAGGAGUGCCACCUGGGAAACUGAAUUAAAAACUGCACUGGACAACCCGGGAGGACGAUGCGACACACGUCUCCUAACUUCAGAGGAGCGCUUUGGGACUCCCACCACGCGUGUGUUCCUGUCGUGAAAAGUAGACCAACUACGACCACCGUGCCAUUUCAUAACGUCAUAUUCUGGGUACUGCUCGGGGUCUUGACGUACCCCUGCUGUGUCCGAUGUCUAGUCUUCAAAGUAGGGGUCCUGGGGCCUUGGAACUGCGACCCCGUGUACUCCAGGGCUCAACCAGCUGCAGCCGCCAAACUCGCUUUGAGUCGAAUUAGCGGAGACCCGAACCUGGAUCUGGGACUCCGGAUGGACUUUGUCAUCCUGCAGGAACCGUGUGAGACUUCCAAAGCUCUAAAUGCCUUCGUUUCCUAUGAGCAAAUGUCGGAUGCAAUUCUGGGCCCCACCAACCCCGUGUACUGCGUUGCGGCUUCUCUGCUGGCCAAGAACUGGGACAAGGCCCUGUUCUCGUUCGGGUGUCUUAGCUACGAGCUGGACCGAGCCAUGGGAUACCCGACUUUCGCCAGGACAGUUCCGUUUUCCGUCGACGUGCUGUACGCGGUGCUGAAGCAGUUCAGCUGGGCCAGCGUGGCCGUGGUCUCGUCUAACGAGGACAUGUGGGUGGGCACUGCCGGGAGAGUAGCCACGGCCCUGAGGAACAGGGGGCUUCCCGUACGUCUGGUGACACCCACAGGUGUUAACGAGACCGCGGUGGAGAACGUGCUGAUGAAGAUCAAGGCUGCAGGAGAGGUCAGAGAUCUGGAUCAUAGCCUGGCCAAUCAAGUUGAAGGACUGAGUCCGUCCUCAAACCUCCCCUACACCAACGUCAGCUACAAGGCCCUCCAGAACAACAGCAGACUGAGGGAAGCCUACGACGCCGUCCUGACCAUCACCUUAGCCUCUGAGCCGCUGUCCUUCAACGAGGCGUUCACUGCCGCCAAGAGCAAUAAGGAACUGGAGAUAACCACACUGGCAGAACAGGUAAACCCACUCUUUGGAACCAUCUACAACAGCAUCUACAUCCUGGCCCAUUCCAUCCACAGAACCAGGAGAGCAGGCGUGAAGCUGUCGGGAUCAAACUUGGCCUUUCACACAAAAAACAUCACCUUCACCGGUUUUAACCAAAACAUGAAGGUGGACUCUGCUGGAGAGGUCAAGGCCAACUAUGUUGUCCUGGACACUGACAGAGGUGGGAGUCAACUGUUCCAGACGUAUGUGGUGAACACCGUCUCCGGGAAACUCCAGUGGGCUGGACGCUCCAUCAGUUUUCCCGGCGGCUCUCCUCCGCCCUCCGACUCCAGAUGCUGGUUUGAUAAGAAUACGAUCUGCACUGGAGGUGUGGAGGUCACCUACAUCAUUGUGGUGUUGGCGGUCAUCGCCUCUCUGGCCGUAGGAGGCCUCACUUUGAGUCUUUACGUCAGGCGGCGACUCCAACAAAUCCAACUGUUCAAAGGUCCCAACCGGAUCUUACUCACCAUAGAGGACCUCACUUUUAUCAACCCUCAGCUCAGCAAAAAGAAAAUCACUCUGGAAGACCUGAGUGAAUCUAAGAGUGCGGUGGAUGACAGAUCUGUAGGUCGCUCACACUCUGUCAACAGCAUCCUGACCACGACUCACGAGACCACCAACGUAGCCGUCUAUGAGGGCGACUGGGUUUGGCUGAAAAAGUUUGAGGAGGGACAGUUCAAGGAGGUGAAACAAACCACCACAAAGAUUUUCACAAAAAUGAAGGACCUCAGGAACGAGAACGUUAACCCAUUCCUGGGCUUUUUUUCCGACUGCCCCAUGUUCGCCGUGGUGACUGAACAUUGUUCACGAGGCAGUCUACAAGACCUGCUGAGGAACGAGGACGUUAAACUGGACUGGAUGUUCAAAUCCUCACUUCUGCUGGACUUGAUCAAGGGAAUGAAAUACCUCCAUCACAGAGAUUUUGCCCACGGUAGACUAAAGUCACGUAACUGCGUGGUGGACGGACGAUUCGUCCUCAAGAUAACGGACCAUGGCUUCAACGAGCUGCUGGACUCUCAGAAGGCUCCGAUAAAACAAUGCCCACCUGAAGAUCUAUUUUGGACGGCGCCAGAGCUGCUGAGGGAAGUGGCCAACUCACGUAAAGGGACGUACAAGGGAGACGUGUACAGCUUUUCAAUUAUACUACAAGAGGUGGUGGUCAGAGGACCACCAUACUGCAUGCUGGGUCUUCCACCUGAAGAGAUCAUCCGCAAGGUGAAGAAACCUCCCCCCAUGUGUCGACCCACCGUGGCCCCCGACCAGGCUCCACUGGAGUGUAUCCAGCUGAUGAAGCAGUGUUGGAGUGAACUGCCGGACCGCAGACCAAACUUCGAUGAGAUCUUUGACCGGUUCAAGAUCAUCAACAAGGGUAAGAAGACCAACAUCAUCGACUCCAUGCUGAGGAUGCUGGAGCAGUACAGCUCCAACCUGGAAGACCUCAUCAGAGAGAGGACGGAGGAGCUGGAGGUGGAGAAGCAGAGAACAGAGAAGCUGCUGUCGGAGAUGCUGCCGCCCACCGUGGCCGAUGCCCUGAAGACCGGCGCCACGGUGGAGCCAGAACACUUUGACCAGGUGACCAUCUACUUCAGCGACAUCGUGGGUUUCACCACCAUCUCAUCUCUGAGUGAACCCAUCGAGGUGGUCGACCUUCUCAACGACCUCUACACUCUGUUUGACGCUGUGCUCAGGAACCACGACGUCUACAAGGUGGAGACCAUUGGGGACGCGUACAUGGUGGCGUCAGGUCUACCAAAGAGGAACGGUAACAAGCACGCUGCUGAGAUCGCCAACAUGUCGCUGAACAUCCUCAGCUCCGUCGGGACCUUUAAGAUGCGACACAUGCCGGAUGUUCCCGUCAGGAUACGAAUAGGAAUCCACUCCGGGUCCUGUGUUGCCGGUGUUGUGGGUCUGACCAUGCCUCGGUACUGCCUUUUUGGGGACACAGUAAACACCGCCUCCCGCAUGGAGUCCACUGGGCUGCCUUAUAGAAUCCACGUGAACAUAACCACGGUGAACAUCCUCCACUCUCUGAAUGAAGGUUAUAAAAUAGAAGUCAGAGGGAAGACUGAGUUAAAGGGUAAAGGUAUUGAAGAGACCUACUGGCUCGUGGGAAAAACCGACUUCAUGAAGCCUUUGCCAAAACCACCAGAAAUCAAACCAGGGUAAGAACGUCACUAACUAUCACUUGUCAAAACUUAAAUGUCCUGAACCUGCUGCUCACGACUGUUGGACACUUCAGGGACGACAAUCACGGACUAAACCCAGAUGAUAUAGCUGCGUACAAGAGAAAGAAGGCUGAGAAAAAGGCGUGACCUCCUCAGUCUGGUCUCCUGAGGUAGAAACCUGCAUGUCACCUGGUGUGUUUGUGUAGCACAGCCCUCUGCUGGUUUGGUGUAAAACCUUCGACUUCCUGCUCUUCAGUCGUGAGCCGUGUUGUGAACGUGAUUUCUCUGUGACUCUGCCGUCGUCUUAAUCUCCUGAUCUCAUCUCCUUGUUGCCCCCAGCUGCCCAAAAGCCCUCUGAGUUCACAGACCCUUGUUUCUUAUUGUGAUUGUAAUUUUAAUUUCACAAUGGACGUCUGACAUCUGUUUUGUUGCUUUUUUUAAUUUUAAUUUUUUUAUUUUGCUGCCAUGUUUGGUGUUGUCUGUGAUUCAUCACAUUGUCUGUGUUUUACAACCAAACCCUUGAAUCAGCAUUUCA
This is a messenger RNA of Cynoglossus semilaevis (tongue sole), 4416 nucleotides long. RefSeq names its product guanylate cyclase 2F, retinal (gene gucy2f). The transcript has 19 exons. Lineage: Eukaryota; Metazoa; Chordata; Actinopteri; Pleuronectiformes; Cynoglossidae. The coding region runs from base 724 to 3882 and encodes 1052 amino acids. Gene Ontology annotation, molecular function: protein kinase activity; peptide receptor activity; adenylate cyclase activity. Gene Ontology annotation, biological process: receptor guanylyl cyclase signaling pathway; cGMP biosynthetic process; intracellular signal transduction. The record is from RefSeq and is a predicted model, not a curated record. Gene Ontology annotation, cellular component: plasma membrane.